AUGCAGCCAACCACUCUUCCUAGACGCCCCCAGGCUCACUAUCGUCCGUUUUCCACCCUCUACACAGACUCCGACAUAGAACCACGACGGCUCAAGCGCUCAUCUUCGCUAGGUGGCUUGCACUCCUUCCGAGGCAUGAAUCUCGGACUGUCGUUCAAGCCAAAAAAGCACGCGCAGUUGUGCGUGACCCCGCCUGCAUCACCCACAUCCCAAUCGGGAACUCCCUCCCAAAAAGUCUCAUAUCCUUUGAGUCUCAAACAGAGGCUAAAGACAAACCAGGAUGGCACAACCUCCCAAAACUCUCUCCAUCCUCCCUCCAUCAAGAAGAAGCGUUCCGUCAUGUCCCUCUUCUCUCCUGCUUCCACGCAUCCAGAUCCCCCAGAGCGUCCGACAGACAUCCCAGAAGAGUCCCCCCGCCCGUCUACAGCAAAGUCUGUCAAGUUCAAGACCCCAGACGACUUUGACAACCACAGCGAUCCGGAUUCCUUCGUCCGCAAAACAGUCUGGACAACCAGGUUCAACAUGAAGCUCCACCCGUACCAGACAGAGGUUCCCUAUAUGCAGGCUUACAAUUCUAUUCUGCUAGAAAACGACCGCUAUACAGAUCUGCUUUUGCAGCGUCUUUCAGGCGGUUACCCCUCCUUUGGUCAUCACCGCGCAAAGCCUCCUUUGCGCGUCCUCGAUUUAGGUUGUGGUCAAGGCACUUGGAUCCUAUAUGCCGCCAACAUCUGGUCCCACACCCACUUUACCGGCUUUGACCUCGUCAAUAUCACAACCCCCGCCUUUGAAGCCAUGGACAACACCACUUUUGUCCAAGGAAAUUUGCAAGUCAUUUUCUUCAUCAAUUUCCCGCUACCUUUUGCGGAUGCAUCCUUUGACUUUGUCCGUCUCGCCAACCUCGUCCUUUGUGUACCCUACACCCACUGGGACAAACUCCUCCGAGAGGUCAAACGCAUACUGUGCGUCGGCGGACGCAUUGAACUCAUCGACGACGAGAUCUUCUUUCCUUACGCAAACCCGCCGAAACUGAGAGAUCAUCUACUACCCUCAUCCUCCCCGCGGAAACGGCACCGCUCCAGCGCAUCCUCGUUCGACAUGGACGACGACGACCUCUUCUCGGACGCCGACCUCGAUGGGGAUACCCUGCAGGGCUACGAGUCUGGCGAAGACUCCAUGUUCAAUCACAGCGAGACCACAUGCGUCUCGUCUUCCUUUGACGACAAAGAAAUUGACCAGCAACAACCCUUUCUUUCGUCUUCAGAGACCGCGCGUCCGAGUUCCUACGCGCGCUGGCGGCGGCACGCGUCCACCACGUCCGCUGCUUCAUCAUCAUCACCCUCUUCCUCUUCCACUCUCUUUUCACCCACCAGCACCAUCUCUUCCACCUCUACCUCUUCAGAUCCAUACGCCAAACCCCCUAUCACCGACCCGUACCUCGCACAACCCGCACACGUGAUCUGGGCACAGCGCGCGGCCGCAUCGCGCGAGCUAGAAGCUGCCUUCCUCGGCAUGCUCUCGGGGUCGUACGGCGUGUACCCGCGCCCGGCCGAAUUUGUCUCCGAAUUUAUGCAGAAUAUAUUUGGGAAAAAGGCGGGCAAGACGCAGAGUUAUCGGGUACGGCUUGCGGAGUGGGGGUCGCCGAUUGGCGUGUGUGCGGAUGUGGGAGCUACAGAGGGAGCUGAUGGGAAGGUGGAGGGUGAGGAGGAGAGAGAGGGUAGAGAGAGGGAGAAGAAGCAGUGGAUGGCGGGGAGAGAUUCGGACAAGAAAAAAGCGAGAAGAAAGGAACAGGUGUUGGGCGAUGCGGGGAUGGCGAGUGACCGCGCGAGUGUCAGUAUGGAUGUGUCGUUGGCGUCCCCGAUACCAGAUGUUGUCAAGCCCAAAGCGGCCAAGCAGCUUGGGAUGGAUAUGUCACUCCCGUUCCCUAUACCAGACGUCGUCAAACCCAAAGCAGCCAAGCAACUUGGGCUGCUGAUACCUCCUCCAACGACAACGACAACUUCGCCGUCAAAGAGCAAAGGAUAUUCAUCGUCUGGGUCGACGUCGCCUAGCACACCGAGCUCGCCGGUGUCAUUUUCGUCGUCCUCGUCUACACCCACGAGCGCGGGUACGCCAGUGGGUUCGGGAGGAUCCUCCUCGUCGUCCUCUCUUGUUUCUAGCAGGCAGCAUUCGCCUGUGAAGAUGACUCAGCCGAAAGCACCGAACGCAAAGACAGCCGCGUUGCUGGGGAUGAGCUACAACGAGCUCGUCGCUGCAACAUCCAAAGCGCUGCAGGCGUCCACGGCCUCAACCAACGCUCAAGCAGCCGCGCGGCAUUCGCAACACCAGAACCACAAGCACAAACACUCGUCUCAGCACCAUUCUGAAAAACAUCAACGGCAUCAAGAAGAGCAGGCGCAGGAGCGGGAGGAGCAGCCGCAGCAGAUAUUCCGGUUCAAGCCUGCUGGGCUCGUGCAGUCGCCUGGGCUGCUGGUCGGGCGCGAUCGGUAUAUUGCGGUGGACGCGCGCGAGCUGGAGAUGCAUGCGUGCAAGUAUAUGCAUACGCUGCUUGGUUGCCGUCCUGCGCUUGCUGCGUAUGUAGCGAGGUUUCAGGAUGAGAUGGGGCGGUUGAUUGUGGAAGAGGAUAUGUUUACUUAUUAUCUUUGGGAGUACGAGACAUUUAGGAGGACCAGGCUCGGAUGGCCUUCGCAGAUCCCAGAGAAAGAUGAUGAUGAUCCUCUACCUACCAUCGACGAGUCCCAAGAGACGGCAUCCACUUUCAACUCCAAACCCUCAUCGUCGUAUCGCGCGGCAGACACGCCGCAGCACCAGGUGUUCGACUGCCAGCCGGACGAGACGGUGCAUAUCCGUACGAUACGCGUGUUUCAGGCUGUCAAGAUGGGGUCGGUGGAGGAGGAGCAGGAGGAAGAUGAUGGUAAGGAGAAGGAGUGGCAGGGGGAGUGGGAUGGAGAGGAUGGGAUGAGGUUUUCGAGGUUGGGGUGUGAGUUGAUGUUUGAUGUGCCAUUUUCGAAUGGAGGAGGGUCGGCGGGGAUGAAGGAGUGGGAGAGGAGGUGGCAGGGGCAGUGGGAGAAGGAGAGGGUUGAGCGCGAGCUGUGA
This is a messenger RNA of Psilocybe cubensis, 3093 nucleotides long. RefSeq lists its product as uncharacterized. Lineage: Eukaryota; Fungi; Basidiomycota; Agaricomycetes; Agaricales; Agrocybaceae. The transcript is spliced from 4 exons. The coding region runs from base 1 to 3093 and encodes 1030 amino acids. The record is from RefSeq and is a predicted model, not a curated record.